Messenger RNA from Prunus armeniaca (apricot), 279 nucleotides. The record is from the annotation of a GenBank genome assembly. Lineage: Eukaryota; Viridiplantae; Streptophyta; Magnoliopsida; Rosales; Rosaceae.
AUGGGUCUCGUAACUCCUCCAAUUUCCACCCCAACCACAACUCAGGUCAUGGCUCCUAUCGCCACCAAGGGUCUCGAAGCAACAAUCGCCAGCCCUCCUUUCAAUCCAGAGGUCCAAAUAUCACUUGCUAGCUUUGUGAUCAACAAGGACACACAGCCCAAAACAACCUAUCAUCACGGUCUUCCUAUGGACCUAUAUGGCCAACCAUACAACUGCUCAAUGAUUUCAAAACCAAAAUUGGCUUGUCGACUCGGGUGCGUCCCAUCAUGUGACCAUUGA